AUGGUCUGGGGCAGUAUGUCAUCAAAAGAACGAAUUGGUUUCAGAGGAAACGCGUACUCACUGAUCGAAGGUUAUUUGUCAAAUCGCCCACAAUCUGUGCAGAUAUCAGGAUCAUUUAGUAAAGAAAUGUAUAUUAAGUGUGGUGUCCCACAAGGAACUGUCUUAGGUCCGCUGUUAUUCAAUAUAUAUUUAAAUGAUAUUUUCCAAAUUAAUUGUGUUGGCAAAAUAACUAGUUUUGCAGAUGAUACUGCAAUAUUAUAUGAAGGCACUGACUGGUCUGAUCUGAAAAAUUGGUUUAACAGUAGAAAAUUAAGCAUUAACUACUCUAAAACACAUUUUUUACCAUUUGGAUCUUAUGCUAGACAUCUGCCAAAUUACACAAAUUUCUCCUUCAAUAUUAAUGAUCAAAAAAUGCAAAUUAAUAGAGUGCCCAACAUAAAAUACCUUGGAGUGGUCUUGAAUCCUCACUUACGAUGGGACAUCCAUGUCAAUUAUAUUUUAAAGAAGGUUAGAUUUGUAUCCUACAAAAUUAAAUACCUUGGGAAUAUAUUGACAGAAAAAUAUCUUCAAACAUUAUACCAUGCACUGAUUGAGCCUCAUCUCAUAUAUGGUAUAUUAGCAUGGGGAGCUGCAUGUUCCUCACAUAUCUAUAAUUUAGAUGUUUUUCAAAAAAGUAUUCUAAGACAGCUUUAUUUCUUACACAGUAUUACUCACUACCAUAAAUUUGUAAACACCGACCAAAAAAUUAAACAUAAUCAUUAUACCAGGUACAAAAUUCGUGGCACAGUAGUUCCUCAACCGCAUAAAUCUAUAAUGCAGCGAUCAUAUCUCUAUUUAGCGCCUAAAUUUUAUGAAAUUAUACCUAAAGACUUAAAAGAUUUACGUUUCGGAAAUUGUUUCAAAAGAAAAAAGUUUGAAGAACGAUGUGUAUGA
Molecule: messenger RNA, 933 nt
Organism: Acanthoscelides obtectus
Lineage: Eukaryota; Metazoa; Arthropoda; Insecta; Coleoptera; Chrysomelidae
Source: the annotation of a GenBank genome assembly